Molecule: messenger RNA, 1187 nt
Organism: Syngnathus typhle (broad-nosed pipefish)
Lineage: Eukaryota; Metazoa; Chordata; Actinopteri; Syngnathiformes; Syngnathidae
Product: solute carrier family 51 subunit beta
Exons: 5
Coding region: 349-942 (197 amino acids)
Biological process (GO): bile acid and bile salt transport
Cellular component (GO): plasma membrane
Molecular function (GO): protein heterodimerization activity; transmembrane transporter activity
Source: RefSeq, a predicted model, not a curated record
GUCGGUCUCGUUUGUGAGUCGCCGUCGUUCACUUGGAGCUCCGCCCCCGAUCAAAGCAUCCAUGGCCUGGAGUCAACGAGCACUUUGACGCUGAGCAUAUUCUGCUUCCUGCUUGCAACCGUCAUGUCGUUGACCUCCACUGUAAAAAUAAAAAACGAUUGUAGUCAAGGCCACUGCGCUUUGACCGGUGAGUCACAGUCUCACAAACAUUCAAACAGUUUAAACGGUAACCACACGCGCACGCACGCACACACACACACGCUUUGAACUUUGUUCCCGUGAUGGUGGAGUCCAACUCAAAAGUCGUCGAACUUUCACUGGUCUCGGACUCCACGAAGCGGACGCAAGAUGCUUGGUGGCUGCUGCUUGCUUCUCUUUGUCAUCGUCUCAGGGUUGCGUCGAGCGUCUGCGGACGACGGCGGCGGCGGCCACGCCUUAACCGAGGCAGCGGAGAACAAGGCCGCCGUGACGGAUGAACAGAAAGAAUAUCUGCGAUGGUUUUAUCGCACCGAAGACCCGACCGUGUGGAAAUUUGUGCUCUUGGGUUUGGCCUUUGUCUGCCUUCUGGUCGGCUUCCUCUUGCUGGGAAUGGGCGCCAUGGCGAGCAGGAACAGGAGGAAGAUUGCUAAGUACAAGGCGGCCGCCGCCACCGCCUUGGCCCACAGAGGCGAAGAGCAGACGUGGCCUGGAGACCACGACGAAGGCCCGCUCGCCUGCGCCGGCACGCUGUCGUCGCAGAGGACCACGCAGUCGCCGGCGAGGGAGCCGCCUUGCAACGGCGACACCGGCGACAUGAAAGCGGGGAGCAUCGUGCUGACGUGGAAGGACGGAAACACGUCCUGCCUGUACCCUGACGCCGAGGUCAAGCCGGAUGACGAGGGCGAGGCCCCAAUCCAACGGGACGACGACGAGGAUGAGAUGAAGGAUGGAGGAGACAGAUGAACAUGCCCACAAGGACAACAACAUCUCUCUGACUUUUCUACUUGAAUGCCGAUAAAGCGGCUGUGCAUCCACUGAUAAGAGGAGGAUGAUGAUAUUGACCCAAAAAAUUGGCCGCACGGGUCAACACAAUGAAAUGUAAAUCAUUCAAUAUAAACGAUCAAUCAGUUACUGUUUGAAUCAAAGAAUGACUUCCAGGAAAAUGUCAAGAAAUCAUGCACAAUGCAAAUAAAUGUUCAUGCAUGGAA